AUGCACACCAUGAAACAAUCUCAUCCUGCCACACACAACAUUACAACUAACGCAGGAUGUGAAACCACAACAUUUGCACUCCCAAACAUACCUCAACUCCUUGCUCGACAUUUGCCCCAAGAUUUGACACCACUGCCUUCCGAGAGCUUACAACCCGACGAAAUGAAGUCAUCCCAGCCAGAGGACGACUUUUCGAGGAAGAAAACACAGACCUCGAAACUGUUAGAAUCAUUCAUUGCUAUCAUCCCAUGUCUCAUUCAGAAUAUGCUCAUUCAUGAGGCUAAUCUUGUCGCCUCCGACACCUGCUCUUGCGGCAAAGGCAAGCAUCUAGUUCAGUGUGAUGAUUGCACAGCCUACAGCACAUCAUACAUUUCGCGUUUGCGACCUGAAGGCUAUGCACACCAGCUUGGUCAUCACAGUGCAUCCUGCCCCAAUCCAGCAAGUCAGAGCAUGAUCCUCUUCCAGGCCAUCGACACCGAUGGCAUCCAUGAGACAAAAAUCCGCUUCUGUGGUUGUGCUGAUGUGGAUCAGGUGGAUCAGCUCAUGAAAGAAAGGCUAUUUCCAGCAACUGUCGACAGGCCAACUAUGGCCUUUACAUUCAACAUUCUCAAGCAGUUUCACAUUCAUCACUUAGAAUCGAAAGAAUCAGCAUAUGAUUUCAUCGGCGCUUUACAGCGACUGACUGACAACGCCUUUGCACAUGAAGUUGCAAACCCUUACUCUCAGUUCCGUCCGUCAUGGUGGAAGCAAACACCAGCUGAAUUUUGCCAUUUAAAUCAAACACAAGACACGGCAGAUUGGAAUCACCAUGCAAACAAGUUUGCGAAGAACAUUGAUCCCGAUGAUGUCUCACUUUUCACAGGAAAGGCUUAUUUUCCUGAUGAAGCAGAGUACCAGCAGUAUCUACUGGAUUUACAAAAGAAGCCUGCUCCACCGGAAGAGAAAACAGCUUGUGCUCACCUCAAUGCUGUCAACAAGCAAAAUAGAAAGAAAUUCAAGAACAUGGACAUCACCGGGAUUGUGAACAUCCAAUGCCUGCAUGUUUUCAUCAAAUCAAGUGUCGACCUUCAACUUGGCGAAAAGUUUGCAAAUACAGAUUAUGCCCUUGCUCAUUCAAUAAGGCAACAUUGGAACCGGGGUACCACAACUAUUGAUGCUGAUUUCCUCACAAGCUGCAACCACCUGGUUUCCUAUGACAUAUCCUGUGCUUAUUGGGUUAAGGCUGUUGACCACUUUCAACAACACUUCCCAGAUCUUGUCUCCGAUAUAGAACAAAUUCGCUGGCUCAUCCCACUCGUCCAUGUACAAAAUCACAAGGACAACUGCAUGUAUUGCUUUGUGUCAGCCUACAUUCUGAACGCCAGCCACUUUCAUGGUGAAACAGCAGAACACUACUGGGCCGAGUCCAACCAGCUCGGACGACAGAUGAACAAUGGCCAUCACUGA
Laccaria bicolor S238N-H82 is the source of this 1446-nucleotide messenger RNA. RefSeq lists its product as uncharacterized. The transcript has 8 exons. NCBI's taxonomy places the organism in Eukaryota, Fungi, Basidiomycota, Agaricomycetes, Agaricales, Hydnangiaceae. The coding region runs from base 1 to 1446 and encodes 481 amino acids. The record is from RefSeq and is a predicted model, not a curated record.